Messenger RNA from Lepisosteus oculatus (spotted gar), 3336 nucleotides. It is a transcript of the gene ttpal, whose product is annotated as tocopherol (alpha) transfer protein-like. Gene Ontology annotation, molecular function: phosphatidylinositol bisphosphate binding. Gene Ontology annotation, cellular component: membrane. The record is from RefSeq and is a predicted model, not a curated record. Lineage: Eukaryota; Metazoa; Chordata; Actinopteri; Semionotiformes; Lepisosteidae.
GGUGGUGGAGGAGAGUCCCCAUUACCUGUAAAGGGCUUUGAGUGGAGUGUCCAGAAAAGCGCUAUAUAAGUAUUAGCAGUUAUCAUUAUGUAUAUUAGGAUUGGUUUUCUUUGAUUGAUUAGUAACAAAAUCAAAAAGUGCUUUUCAGAAAGUGGGCUGAUGCACUCUAGCACUGAUGCUACAGAGCUGCGCGGGGUUAGACAUCGUGUUUGUCUUCUGUAAGAGCUGUCCAUGUGCCCUCGUGAUGAUUGUGCAUGCGGCCAGGCCUCUAUCUCUGUAUCUCCCCCAGCGGUACACAGGUGUCCCAUGGCAGAAGACAGUGGUUUUACAGAUGUCGGGCCUUCAGAGGAUCCGCCGGGCGUCAGGAACGGAUUCCCCCCGCCGCCGCCGCCUGCCGCGUACCGCUGCACCCUGACGCCCGAGCUGGUGGCCAAGGCCCGGGAGGAGCUGCAGGAGAAGCCGGAGUGGCGGCUGCGCGAUGUGCAGGCCCUGCGGGACAUGGUGCUGAAGGAGCAGCCCCGGCUGAGCACGCGCCUGGACGACGCCUUCCUGCUGCGCUUCCUCCGCGCCCGCAAGUUCGACUACGACCGGGCGCUGCAGCUGCUGCUCAACUACCACGCCAGCCGCCGGCUGUGGCCGGAGGUCUUCCGCGACCUGCGCCCCUCCGCCGUGAGGCACGUGCUGGGCUCGGGCUUCCUCACCGUCCUGCCCCGCCCUGACCCCCAGGGCCGCUUCAUCUUGUGUCUGCAGCCCGGAAAGUGGAAGCCCAGUGACUACCCUUUUGUAGAUAACGUCCGAGCCAUAUACCUCACCCUGGAGAAGCUGAUUCAGCCAGAAGAGACGCAGGUUAACGGAAUCGUGAUCCUCACAGACUACAAUGGGGUCGGCUUGUCACAGGCCUCUAACCUUGGCCCUUUCUUGGCAAAGAAGGUUGUGGGCAUUCUGCAGGAUGGGUUUCCCAUUAGAAUCAAAGCGGUCAACAUCAUAAACGAGCCCAGGAUUUUCAAGGGGAUCUUUGCAAUCAUAAAGCCUUUUCUCAAGGAGAAGAUGGCAGAAAGAUACAUUCUGCAUGGGUCUGACCUGAACUCCCUGCACCGGAGCAUCCCUCGCUCAGUCCUGCCGGAAGAGUACGGUGGCGUAUCCGGGCGGCUGGACUCUAGUGUCUGGGCCAGAACACUGUUGGACUCGGAGGAGGAGUUUGUAGUGGCGUUUUGCCAGCCUGACCCACUGGAGAGCCUUGCUAUCCCUGACUCAGUCCUCUUUGAAGGUGAACUUUCCAGCACCCAGUGUGAGGACUCCUACAGGGGUGUCCGCUCCCAGUUGUAUUACUGUUACUGACGUGAUUGCUGACCCUUGACCCAACGACCCUUGACCCAACCACCCUUGGGGUACUGUUCUCAAGUUGAAACACAAGCUGCUGGGUCACGACUAACCACGAUGUUUUUAAGUGCCAAUAACACACCGUUUUUCAUGGAUAAAAGCUAAAGGCCACCGCAGCACAAUUUGUUUGCUAUUUUUCCAAAUUCGUUUCUGAAAUAAAACCCCAGUUUAAGUAAAAUUGCUCAGUUCACUUCAUCUUUACUCGUGAAGCUGCUGGGCAGAUCUUAACGAGAAACUCAAAUGAGCAGCUGUGCAAAUGUAACGUAAAUGUCAAAUGCUACAAGGCUUGGAGUAAGGGUACAGGUUUUAAUUAAAAACAUGGCACACAGCUGGAAGUACCAAACACUGAAAAAUAUAAGCUGUGCAGCUUCCGUUUUUAGAUUUUAUUAUGACGGCCAGAAUCAUAUUUUGAAUGUUAUAAGGAAGGAACAUAAUUUGAUUUAUGUUUUCAUAUAUUUGGGGUACGAGUCAUUCAACGGCAGAGUUUUGAUUUGAAAGUCCGGUAUUGUGUACCAAACAUUUGUUAAAUCAGUUAAAUCUGUUCUGUUCUGAAGUAAAAAUGCUUCUUAUGUGAUCUUGAUUUUAGUGUGGCUUCACUCAUAGCAGUAUGCUCCUUUGAUAAAUGUAUGCCUGUGUCCCUAAUGUUAUUUUGUAGCUUAUUUCAAUACAAUCAUUUAUGUAGAAUCAUAAGUCUUUGUAAUAAUAAGUCCAUUUAGAAAGCUCAUGUCCUAUAUCAUAUUGUAAGUGUUUGCUAACGUAGAACAGCACUACCCCAGAGCAAUAAUAACAUUGCUUGUUUUUUUUUGUUAAACAUGAAAUUGUAUUUAAAUUAGGGGAUUUAAUCAGUAUUGUGCUGUGAGAUUGUUCAAUAUUCUUAAUGAUUUUUAGAAAUUAAGAUUGUGUGGUUGCCAGGUUAUUUUCUAUGGUGUUGUUUUACCAAAAAUUGAGAACUUCCUCUAUAAGUGCUUUUUCCAAAUUGGGAAUUUCUCACAUUUCUAUUGAGAUGAAUGUGGUAGAAAAGUUUCCUUCGCUGCUGUCCUGCCAAAUUAAUGCUGCUUUGUACAGAGCUGCGACAGCUGGCCUGGUUCUCCAUGAGACCUCGUCACUAUGGCAGCUGCCCUGAAAUUGCGCCAUGAGGAAUUGAAUUGGAAUUGAAAGUUAAGGGAAAGUUAUUCAGUGCAUACUAGGUUGUGCAAACCUGUAUUAACUAGGUCACAGAAUAUGAGACAUUUUUCCAGAAUUGGGUCAACUUUGAGUCAGCUCUCAGUAGUUGAAAAUCUUACAUGCAAGCUAUGAGGCUAAGCUUUAGGGAAGCACAACCUAUACAUAGAUACUACCAUGUGAAGUAAGGUGUUUGGAAGAGCAGGGUUGCCACAAUCAUAAAUGUACACUAUAAAAUUACUUUCAACGAGCUUGGUUCUAGAGGGGUAGAUGGUGUUCACCCUUCAGUAAAUUGAUACUGACAGGUCAAUCUCAAGAGGCUUAUAUGUUCAGCUGUACCUCAGCCACAUGGCUGGUGCUCGCCUGCCCAGAUCCUCCCUACAGGAAAACACACAGGGGUGGUCUUGUAUGUGGAGACUGGAUUAAGUGGGAUUUCAGGCUAGGGAACCCAGCUAAUCUUCUGACCUCACUGUCACUCACAUAAUAGCAGCUGUCUCACCCUGCAACUCACCACUGGCAGCCCCACUGAAGCUCAGCAGGUGGGAGCCUGGCCUGUGCCUGGAUGGGAAACCUCCUGGGAAACUAAGGCUGCUGCUGGAAGAGGUGUCAGUGGGAUCAGUGCUCACCAUGGCAUCUGGGUGGGUCCUAAUGCCCCAGUAUAGUGAUGGGGACACUAUACUGUAUAAAAGAUGCCGUCUUUCAGAUGAAAGAUAUAACCAAGGUGAUGACCCUCCAUGGUUAUUAAAAAUACCAGGGCAUCUUUUUAAAAAAAGAGUAGGGAUGUAACCCUGGUGU